Messenger RNA from Cottoperca gobio, 774 nucleotides. Its product is annotated as profilin-3-like. NCBI's taxonomy places the organism in Eukaryota, Metazoa, Chordata, Actinopteri, Perciformes, Bovichtidae. Gene Ontology annotation, biological process: positive regulation of actin filament bundle assembly; regulation of actin filament polymerization. Gene Ontology annotation, cellular component: cytoplasm. Bases 139 to 564 code for a protein of 141 amino acids. Gene Ontology annotation, molecular function: actin binding. The record is from RefSeq and is a predicted model, not a curated record. The transcript has 4 exons.
AGGUGAGAGAGAGAGAGACGGGGGGGGGGGGGCCUCCCUGCAGGCUGGGAGUGGUCAGAGCUAUAAAAGUUAACUCGUCUUCCUUCUUUCUGCAUUUGACUUCUCUCCUCCACCUCUUCCACAUACCUGAGACAACACAUGCACACGAUGUCGUGGGAUCUUUACAUUACAAAACUGAUGGCAGCCGAUACCAAUGGAAUUUACCCGGUGAAAGAGGCGGCCAUCUGUGGGUAUGAUGGGUCUAUAUGGGCCAGCACAGAAAAACUGAAAUGCAUUACGCCAGAGGAAAUUAAGAAGCUGAUUGGUGACACGUGUUGUUUCCACCAGUGCGGUCCUCAUGUCGCGGGGAUGAAGUGCAUGAUGAUCAAAGACGAGUACGAUGUUCCUGAAGUUGGCUGCCUGCAGCUGAAGUCCAAAUCAGAAACUGGUGAAAGUUACAACAUCUGUGUCGGCAAGGCCUUACAGUGUGUAAUCAUUGCUCAGGGCACAAAAGAAGCCAGCGGGGGUCAGCUAACUAACAUGGUACACCCCAUCGUGAAGUACCUGAUUGGGUUAAAGUACUAAGACUGCUCUCUGAUGACUUCCUCCCCCUGCGGAUCCACUCCAGGAGACGAUCGCUGUUCUUUAUCUUUUUAAUUCUGCCAUCAGGGAUAAAUAAAGUGUUCAAAGGUGUUUCCCACGUCACACACACCUGUGUGUUCAGAUCGGACCUGACUGCAGUGUUACAGUUAUUAUCUCAACCUGAAAAAUAAAACAUGUUUGAUCUUAAAAACA